AUGCAGGAAGUAGAAUUAGGUGGGGUGGCAGGUCCUUUUGAUGAAAAACCUAUGUCUCAGUGGCGUAGCUCUCCCAUAGGGGUAAUACCUAAGAAGGAUGGAAACUUGUCAAGAGAUAAGAAUACCUUGGCCAAAUCAGGAGCCAGCAGUGAUACCAGAAGGGUUCCUCUCAAGGCUAUUGACAGUGAAGUUGACAGAUUAAUCAAGCUGUCUGUUGCUACAAAUACUAGGGGUGCAUAUGAGUUGGCUUUGCGAAGUUUAAGACAGUUUCAGGAGGAAUAUCAAUUAGAUACAUGUGAACAAGCCAUCACACGUAAAAUGACUGACUUAAAGUCUUCGGAUCACGAACAUGAAAUUUGUCGGGAGUGUUGUCAUGGCAACAUGUGCAACAACAAAGGAUGUGGGGACGAUGCGUAUAGAAGUUGUGAUGAUCACUUUAAAGUAGGACGUUUAAAGUCAGGUGUUUACACGAUAUCACCUGAUGAUGUCAACACGUUUGAUGUUUACUGUGAUAUGGAAAAUGGAGACGGAGGCUGGAUUGUCCUUCAGCGCCGCUUCAAUGGUUUGGUACUGUUCAAUCGAUCCUUUGCUGAAUACGAGAACGGAUUUGGAGAAUUGUACGGCGAAUUCUGGAUAGGUCUGAAGAAAAUGCAUAUUUUAGCACAUUCUAGUCGUAAAGUUAAGUUUAACCUACAAGCGCUGAAUGGGACAUGGUUACCGCUGGAAUACAAUAGUUUUUAUAUCUCUAACGCCAGUCAACAAUAUACGCUUCAUGUGUCUAAUCACACCAAUGGAUUUUGUGCAGAGAGUUUUGAGUACAAUAAUGGUAAAGUAUUCUCAACAUACGACAGAGAUUCACGUGGAUGUGCUGCUUCACGUUUUGGGGGGUUCUGGUAUAAUGGGUGUACAUAUUUGAACAUCAAUGGGCAUUUUGGGCUACUGAAUGAUGAAAGUGGAGUAAUUGAGCAUAGAUUCUAUAGUGGGUACGUUAAUUUUCAGAAAACAAUCAUGAUGAUACAAUAA
This is a messenger RNA of Ylistrum balloti, 1023 nucleotides long. Its product is annotated as microfibril-associated glycoprotein 4-like. The record is from RefSeq and is a predicted model, not a curated record. The transcript is spliced from 4 exons. Bases 1 to 1023 code for a protein of 340 amino acids. NCBI's taxonomy places the organism in Eukaryota, Metazoa, Mollusca, Bivalvia, Pectinida, Pectinidae.